AUGUAAUCGACUAGGCGCAAAUGAGGCUCGAAUUUCGUCACGAAUUCCUCACUUUCAGCAUUCCAGUUGCACAACAACGCCUUGAUAAUGGUUUCUAAUACCAAAUACAAAGAUCUCGUAGUUUCCAAGUUCUAAUAUCACACGUUGAACAUGAGGUGUUUCGACUUCAAUGAAUGCACCAACACGUCAUGAUAUCGCCGGCCAUUCGAAACAUAUCCCACCAUAAAAAGCCGUUGUCUGGCAUCGUUCUACGAGCCUGUGCUUCACUAAACCAUUCAUCAAUUCCCCGCUAUAUCCCAUCAAUUUACACUCGAGCAGAGAUGUCCAAGCCAAUGAAUCUCAUUCACAAAGCCACCACCUCAUCCAACGACGGCAACAGCCGCAAUGACCCCUUAACCCGGGAUAAGCUCUUCGAUCUCAAAGGGCACGUAGCCCUCGUCACUGGUGGCGGGACCGGCAUCGGGUUGAUGGCCACCCAAGCACUUGUCGCGAACGGCGCCAAGGUUUACAUCACGGGCCGCACCAAGGAGAAGUUAGACCGCGUCGUGGAGCUGUACUCGCACGGCAAGGACUCCAUCGUCCCGAUUGCCUGCGACGUGACGGACAAGUCGCAGAUCGCGAGCUUGGUCGACCAGGUCAAGGCCCGCGAGGAAUGUCUGUGCAUCCUCAUCAACAACGCGGGAAUCUCGGGCGAGACGCUGCAGACGGAGGCCGGCUCCGCGCAGGAGAUGCGGGAGAACCUGUUCGAUACCGACAAAUCUUCCGUGGAUAACUGGACAGACGUCUACCGCACGAACGUGACCCCCAUCUUCUUCGCGACUGCGGCCUUCCUCCCGCUACUGCAGAAGUCGUCUGAACGCUUCCCCGGCUGGUCCGGCACCGUGAUCAACAUCUCGUCGAUCAGCGGCCUGGUCAAGACGGCGCAGCACCACUUUGCGUACAACGCGUCAAAGGCCGCCGCAAUUCAUCUAACGCGCCUGUUGGCCGCCGAGACCGCCGCGAACAAGUUGAAGAUCCGCGUGAACUCGAUCGCGCCGGGCGUCUUUCCCAGCGAGAUGACGACCGAGGGUAGCGGAGGCGACCAGAAAAGCUAUAUCGAACGCGAGAAGUAUGCGAAGAUACCGGCCGGGCGACCUGGCAAGGAUGAUGACAUGGCCCAAACGGUAUUGUUCUUCGCUGCGAACCAGUACUUGAAUGGCCAGACGCUGGCUGUCGAUGGCGGAUACACGCUGGAGGCUGGAGAGUAAAGGCCCUGUUCGGUAUAAGACGGUCAAACAUGUGCAUUAGCCGGAGGUGACUAGGUAGAUAUUCUACCAUUGAAGUUGUCACAUGCAUUCUUAGAACCUAGUGCUCACCUACCUCCUAGAUGUUGAUUUCAGCUCAUAUCAAUAGCGCCGCCAAGCUCGAUCUAUCUCAUCGAAACCCAUACUAUUGCUUUCAGGUGCCGUGUUCUGCUAUAAUUGCCUAAGGUCGGAGAUCUAUCGAUAGUUAAUGCUUUGAAUCUUCGAAUUUCUUAGAUCCCGCCGGAAA
Molecule: messenger RNA, 1530 nt
Organism: Annulohypoxylon truncatum
Lineage: Eukaryota; Fungi; Ascomycota; Sordariomycetes; Xylariales; Hypoxylaceae
Exons: 2
Coding region: 174-1247 (357 amino acids)
Molecular function (GO): oxidoreductase activity
Source: RefSeq, a predicted model, not a curated record